Messenger RNA from Tuber aestivum (summer truffle), 4131 nucleotides. The record is from the annotation of a GenBank genome assembly. NCBI's taxonomy places the organism in Eukaryota, Fungi, Ascomycota, Pezizomycetes, Pezizales, Tuberaceae.
GAGCCCUCAAACCCCCAAAACCAAACUUCACGUCCUCCCCUCACCCUAUCUGUUCUCGAGCUAUUUCUGUCAGCCGUUCCCCCCUAUCCAACCGCCCCUCAUCCCCAUCCCAUCGCUCCCCUCAGCUUCUCCCAACCUCCAUCGCCUGCUCCAUCCCCCUCGUCUUCGUUUUCCGCACCUGGUCACGAACACCAUGAGCUCUGCACCAAGUACGCCAAUGAAGGGCGCGCCCGCGACACCAGUGACCACUGGCUCAUGGCGCCAUCCAGCAUUGGACGAUAUCGCAAAACGCACCGCUAAUAAGCGUCCUGAUAUGUCGUUCAAACGACUUACCAUGAACACAUUGGCACUGGUCGCCAGUUUUGCCAUGUUUACUCUCCUCCGCAAGAGGUAACCUCCUGUCCUAUACCCCACCGCACCUAUCACUGCGCGUUUGCUAACUCCGCCUUCUCUCUUAUCAGUGAAUUCCUGCUUAGUCUCGCCCCCUCGUCCCCCGCCUUCCACCAAUACUUCUCCUACAUCCUCUGGGUAACUCGCUGUGUUCUGGCCUUUAAUAUUGGGGAGUCCAUCACUCGGCUCCUUGCCCCAGCCGAUGAAUUCACCGACAUCUCGCUCACGCCGGAGCAACGUAAGCUUCUAGGACUCAAUCCCAACGUCCCCUUAUCAGCAUCCGCGUCAACGGGGAACAUCAUUACCCCACCAAGGUACACCAAGUCCACUCCUUCCUCCCGAACUGGUUCUCCCUCAUUCGGUGCGUCAACGUCCGGAUCACCUACUCUGCAGAGGAAGUCUGCCCCACAGACUCCUCCCCCUAUGACCCCUAGCCCGUUGCGUAUGGGCGGGGGGUUGGAGAAGAGGCAGAGUAAUGGAAUUGGAUCACCGAGCGCGGGACUGUUCAGUGGUGGGAGUCCUGGUGUCAAGCUUGCUGGAACGUCAGUUGUUCCCGGAAAUAAAUGGCUAUACGAGAAGAAUAUUCAGCGCAAGAGUAUGUUCCAUAUAUCACCCUUGCCACUGACAAUCUAGUUCUAACUUGCUUGAACAGAUGAGGGUCUCCGCUUUUCGCCCAGCAAAAGCAUCUUUUCAACCCCUCGAGCUUGAUCCAUCCCCAUUUUUCCUCUGCUCUGAGUCUUAAACGUUUUCCUUCCUUCCUUUUUACCUUUUUUUUUUUGGCCCCUCCUAUGUCUUGUAUUCCUUGUAUUAUCUUUUUUUAUUUUAUUUAUCAACGAUCUAACGUCCGUGAAAUGUCCCUAUUUGGUCUGACAGCCGUUUUUUUUUUCAGUUUUUUCCGAUGACAAGAGAGGAGGGAGCAUGAGUCUUCGCGAAGGCUUGAGCCUGACAAUUCCUGCAGGCUUGAACUGAAUCAUAGAGGGGGAUUUCGUGCAAUUGGUUUUCCCUAUCUCCUUAUCUUUCUUCCUAGGGUGUUUUUAUGACUUGAUGGAGGUGGCACGGCAGUGUGUAUAUGUACGUACUAUACUUUGGCUAGCCGCGCUACUGCAACUGGAGAAAAGGUGGAGGAGGAAGCGUAGACCAGGGAAAGAAGGAAGGAAGGAAGGAAGGAAGGAAGGAAAAGUAGUACAUAGGACCUGUAUGUAGGAUACUGUAGUUUAGUACUCUUUUUCGCCCUCUUGAUAAUAAAGGAUAAUUGAUUGCUUUGCAUCUACACUAUUCUACUCAUGAUAUUUAUGGAAUUUCAUACAAUCGACUAGUAUCAAUUUCCCCACGGUAUAAUGUUAUAAAACAAAACUUCCCUCCCCUCCCUUCUUUUGUAAAGUGUAAUAUGAUGUAUAAGAAAUCGUAAUCUAGCAAAAUAUUACAAAUGAAUCCCCCUCCUCCCCUUCAAACUAGCACUGGCACUAGCUUGACGAAAAAAAAGCGUACAAGUAGCGUCCGUCGUCAAUAUACUAGGAAAGGGAACGACCGUGAGAAAAAAAACGUUCAUUAUCCAUCCAUCCAUCCAUCUAUCGGUCGCAUCCUUCUCCCCCUCCUAGUGACAUUGUACCCGCCAAAGCCGUGCUCUGGUGAUUGUGCACUGAGAAAUAUCGUCCACCCAUUCCCGUCAGGCGACAAAAGAAACUUCCCACCCAGCCCAACCGGUUCCACACCACCACCACCGCCCAAGUCCUGUCCGUGCCCGUAUCCAUCUCCAUGUCCACGGAUAUCAAAACGCUAUUACGCCCUUCCCAACUCUCAUCCGGCAAAAGAAAUUCACCCAUUCUCCCACCUCAAUCUUUACAUCCCUGCAAACACAGACACAACACUCAAGCGUUUUUACUCUCAACCCCCGGCGACCCUGACCGACUCCUCAAGUGUCCCACGUCAUUUCCCGGGGCAUAAAACCCCGUCGUCGCCGUUUCGUUCGGCAGCGGGGCAAGACUCUUCUCGACGCUAGUGAUCAAUGCCGUAGCGGUCUUUUUAAGGCUGAAUUGGGUGGUGUUUAUUACUGAGGACCAGAGGGGGUUGUUUGACACCGUUGAGCUGGGUUCACAGGUUAGCUUUGCACUGCAUAUACAGGACAUGGGAGGGGAAGCACCUAGUCGAAGUCCGCGGCGUGCUGGAGCGCGAGGGGGGAGUUAUGGUGCCGGUGGCUUCGGAGAGGACAGUGGAGGUUGUGCUCCAGCGAGGUGAUUUGGGGUUUUCGUCAGUGGGUGAGAAAUCUAUUAGUUUUUCGGUUUCCCUUUCUUUGGUGGUUGAAGGGGCUUUGGAGUUCUCGCGGGACAUCUUUUGGGGGGUUAUGCUACGAAGGCUCGCCCUUGAGGAUUUCUUAUUCAGGGGCCUGGCGGUGGUGCUGGUGAGGUUGUUGGGGUCCUGGGGUGUGAUUGUCGAUGCGCGGAUCCCGGUUUGGUUCACCGAGGAGUGAAUGCCUUCAUCGCCGACGGUAGCCUGGCGAAGAUCCUCGAUGAAGGUCCAUAGACCCUCCUUGAAGUCUUCUGCCAUCUGCUUGCCCGUCCUAAGUAGUGCUUCUUGACCCUUCUGUCCUGCAGACCGUGGGAAGUCGCUCAUUGAUAGGGGUCUAGGUGUGGCAGAAGCAGAGCUAGAGAGCGGCGUGGAGGUCUGAGCAAAUGUCUGACUGCGCCUUACACCGGGUAGGUGAUCCGACGUAGGACUACCGUCAGCAAGAUCACUCGGUUGAGCAAACGGCUGCUUGUAAACAUUCCUAUCGGUCGAAAGCAGUGACAGAGUCCUCUGAUGUCUCUGCGAUGGCAACACCUUCCUAGCCCCCGCGCCAUUUAGACUGUUCAGCGUGGCCUUCCGGGCGUUAUACUGCUCCCUCGUUGGGGAGACUAUCUUCUCCCGGUCAUCGCAUGUCACGCUGGUAUCCAGUGGCCGAAGUCUUCCAAUCGGAGGAGCUACGUCGUGGAACUUCCGCGUGGCCUCGUGUACCGCCCACUGCCUCUUCAUCCUCCCCAGCUCGGUUUCAGCUUUCCCGAGCUCUUCUUUUAGUUCUAGUACCCGACGCUCCUGCGCCGCCAGGGCUGUCAGAAAUGCCAUGGGAUCGUCGGGCGUUAUGUCUUCGAUCCCGGGAGUUGGGGCAUGAAAGGUGUAACUUGGCGGCGAGUUUGUCACGGGUGAUGCAUUUCGCGGGGUCGAACUGGCCGGGAGGAUUGGGAAUGAUAAUGAGAGGCGUUUGCGUGUCGGGACCGAUGUUGUGAUGGAUGAUGAACGGGUGUGCUGAAGAGUUUCGGGGGAGGUCCUUGGAGAGUUUGAUCGUUUGAGGGGAGAUGGAGGUUUCCGUGGAUCUUGUGAAGAUGGGGGUGAGUGUGAUGAUGGUGUCUGAUCCGUCGUAGUCUCUACUGCUUCCAAAGAGCACUCUGCAGAUUCCAGACUAUGGAUCGAGGCGACACCUUCCAUCGUAAAGGGAGAGUUGAAGUGCACCCCAGAUUACCAAGAAUCAAACAAUCUCUCUCUCUCUCUCUCUCUCUUUCUCUCUCUCCCUUCCCUACUCGCAGAGUAAACCUCGUAAAACCAACUGGUCAAACUCCCAAACAAACAGACAGACACCGGACCACGCGUAGAACUGGUAAGGAACGAAAGAGCUAAAAAAAUGAAAGAAAUGAAAAAGAAUGAAAAAGAAAAAAAAGAAGCGGUACAACAAAAACACUGCAGCAAUCCGAGAGAAACCCGUACUGUACU